AUGGAAGAUCACAGAAAAGCUGAGAUAGAAAACUGGGGCAAGACAUUACUUUUUAUUAUUGGGAAAUUCCUAGAUGCCCCUAUCGAGCGCAUAUUAAAUAUAAAGUAAUCCCAAGCAUACAAUAAUUAAUUCAAAACAUUAAAGAAAGAUUAAUUCAAGGGAUAUAUUGAAAUUACUAAGGAUAUUUACACAAAACAGGGUGGGUUUAGAUAAUUUUGGAGGGGUUAUCCAGCAAUUGGGCCUUAGGCUUUAGCUUUAUAUAUUGCACAUUCAAACUAAGUCACUAAUGGAGAGCUAUUGUACAAAUAUUUGAGGUUUAUUGGAUUCGAGGAUAACUUCUAAUUCACCUCAUAUUUACUUUUCUAAUUAUUUAACCAGACAGCUCUUACUGUUCUCGCUUAUCCUUUUCAUCUCAUUAAUGUAAAGCUAAAUUAGGAAAUUGGCACAACUUAAUAGUCGCGACAGUUUGUGUCAUUCAAAGAUGCCUUUAGGAGGCUUCAUUAUUAAACUUAUGAUUCAUUAGGAGUUUAAUAGACAUAUUAUCGUGGAGUUGGAUCAUUUUUGUUAACAUGCAUGAUUUAUAACUAGUCCUUUUCACUCUAUAACAGACUUGUCCACUCUUUUUUCUCAAAGCUUAAUAAAUUAGAGUAAAAUGAGCAACCAAAUGAAUUUUUGAAGCGUAAGAGAAAUGUUAUGCUGAAUAUAGCGUUGCUAAUGGGAGCACCUAUAGUAACAUUUCUAUCUUAUCCUUUUGAACUUGUAUACAGAAUAUAAAUAGCCAUUAUGAACCAAAAAUAAAAGCAACUUAAUAUUAUUGAGACAUUUUAAGACAUUAUAAAGAAGAAUGGAUAUAAAGGAUUGUAUAAUGGAGUAGUAUUAUGCAAUUUCAGGAACUUGAUAUUCUUAUUUAUGAAUAGCUUGUAUGGUGGUAUUAGCAAAAAGCAAAGCAAAGAAAUUUGA
This is a messenger RNA of Stylonychia lemnae, 960 nucleotides long. The record is from the annotation of a GenBank genome assembly. NCBI's taxonomy places the organism in Eukaryota, Ciliophora, Spirotrichea, Sporadotrichida, Oxytrichidae.